This is a messenger RNA of Amoebophrya sp. A25, 4669 nucleotides long. The record is from the annotation of a GenBank genome assembly. NCBI's taxonomy places the organism in Eukaryota, Dinophyceae, Syndiniales, Amoebophryaceae.
CGUCAUGUGACUUCGGUUGGAAAAAGAUCAAACCGCAAAAAGCGCGAGGAUAUCGGCCUGUGGGGACGAUGAUUUCGACGCCGUCGUCACAACUGCUUAAACUUUGAUGCCAGAACUGGCUCUGCAAGUAGUACUUCAAAUUUUACUUUUUUGAAUCCCGACCAUAAAUGCCCUCCGCGACGCUUCUCACACGGACUGUGUCCACCUCUUGAAGAGGAAAAUAGAUUUAGCUUCAGCUAAGCACGACCGCUUUCGCGACGAUAGAAAAUUGGAUCCAGCACAUCAUCGAAGACGAAGAUCAGGGACUACCGUCGAACGCGAUUGCGAGCGGCACUAGCGGUGCUGGCGCGGCAGUUUUCAAACUGGAGCGCUAGCUUUGCCUGCGUUUCUGUUUCUGAGGCUGGUGCGUUCAGGCCCUCGUCCAGAUUGUCGAGGAGUCGUUCACGAGCGUCACUUCCGACAAUGAAGAGCAUAUUUACAUCGUCGCGAAGGCGCCAAGAGCGCCUCACGGAGCCGCAAACAGCACUACGCAAAGAGGAGCCACGUUCGAGUGCAGCAGCACCAAACAGCUAUGCUGCAGGUCUCGGUGCGGCGCCAAGUCGAGCAGAUAGUGGUGGGUAUUUGUUGCGGUUUUGCGGGUCUACGUGAUCUUCUAGAACUAGAUCGAGAGCAGCUGAGUUGAAGUCGUAAUACUAGGUAGUUCUCGAGGACGUCUGUGGUGAAAUAAGUAGUGAUAAAUAUGGAAAUAUCAGGACAAAAAUUCCCAUCACUUUGAAAGUUGCAAGAAGUGGCCAACAUGAAAAUGUUGCACGUUGUACAGAGUCCAGACGGCAUUGAAGAGUUUGAAGGCACGACAGCUGGAGCGAGAAGCAGGCAUCGGGAGAAGUAGCUCUAAGGAGCACAGACGACUCAUCAAUAGCAUGGACUCCUAUGCAGGGCAAUCGUCGGCAGGUGCUUUUGAUUCUCAAUUUUUGGCUAUCAUCGCUGCGUUGUUGUUGUAACCGUUAUUGUCAAUGAAUUUAAAUUAGCUUUAGCCGUGUCUCUGUAGUUGAUGUGCUGUACUACAUUUCCAAAAUCAAUUAGUCGUAGUCCUCCUCCUGAUGCAGAUGGAUCGCGUAGGUAUCUAUGCGUUUAUUUUUCUAUUUUCUGUUGCAUCUUCUACCUAGUAGGCACCCGUCUCCCGGGAGGAUCUUCCGCAGCAGCAGGCCUCACCACUGGCGGUUCAUCCUCGAGCACCUCGCGACACCUCCUUCCAGGGAAUAACCCGUCCUUGCCGCCAAUGCCGGACAGGCUGGGCGGCGAAACAAGGUCCUCCUUACUUUACCACAACAACAACAACAAUAACCCGAUCGAGCAGAGGGAGCGAGAGCUCUUCGACGUGGCGCCACCGACGCGCCUAUACAGCAGGGGAAACGAGACCAGCAAGCAGCUUUUAGACAUUCUGCAUGGUGGAGGUUCCUCAAAAGAACGGGCCGAACGACCUUCACAGUUGCAACAACCAAGUGUAGUGAAUCCGUAUAGCAGCAGCUCUCUAGCAGGCGCGGGCGGCGUUAGUAGUGGGAGUAGCAGUAUAUAUCAUGGUGGCACAACCGGCGCCGGAGGCGGGCGGACCGGAGCUGGUGGCAGUGCAUCGAGCAGCAGGUCUUCGCUUGGUGGAUCCAGAGGGGGCUCGGUAGACAUAGGCAUCGUCGAUCCACGCCGCAUAGUCGAUCCACAGCGAGCUGCGAGAGACUCAACAUCGGCUUUGUUACAGCAAUAUGUAUGGCUGACACGCAUCCUCGCGCUGUGUGAAGAUCAUGAGAUUAUUAAAAUCAUACCCAUAGAUACUUCUAGUUCUACUUAUCCAUUUCCUUCUGAUGCUGUAGUUCUAGUCCUUAUGUGGUGAUUGAAAUUUCGCUAUGUCUAUCAGAACUUUGUUUCUUCAGGAAUAGCCAGUCGUCGUAGUUGUUAUAGUAGCAAUAAUUUGUUAGGCUUAAUUCCAGGAACAAGAGGAAGAGAGUUUCUGCUUUCAUAAAGUACCAGUAGUGCAUCCUCCUCCAGUUUAGGUGCAAGGUAUGCGGAUCUUGAUCCAACCACGGAUAGCACGCGGUCGUCCAGCAGUCGCGGAGGCGGCACCAUGCUUGCAGCUUUAUGUAGCCCUCAAGAAGAACAAGAAGUUGCUAAAUAAUUGAUUAUAGUCCUUGCGGUAAUUACCACCGAUCAGAAGUGAGUGUGAUAGUCAGUGUUUGUCUUCUGAGUUGUCAGCUGGAGGCAGACACCUACUUACAAAAAGUAUUCCUGCUCGCAAUGGCAUAUGGAAUUCUUGUAGAGUAUCUAGUAUUAGUAUACAGAAUAUCUACCGCUAAUUCAAGCUGGUUCUACUUCUACAAAGCGCAGUAGCGGUUCGAGGGGCGGGUCUCGAGACGUCGACCCCUGGGAAAACGGCUGGACCCGGAAUGCGAUAGGCCUGAGAAACCUUGGAAACACUUGCUUUUUAAAUUCCAGCAUCCAGUGCCUACUGUCGAUUCCGCCACUGCAGGUUUUUUUUUAACUGCCUUGUGGCUUGUGCUAUCUGGUAUCUAUGACUUUUCAUUGUGAGUGAGUGAGUCAUCUGCGUAAACCUAUUCUUGCCUUCGUCCCACCAUGAUGUUUACAACAUCUGUCUCAAUGAUCAGGAUUUUUUCCGUUCUGCGUUUUCUGAGCGGGACCUAAACGAACGAAACGCGCCUUUGAAGGGAAAAUUAGCGCGAGAGUUCCACGCUCUCUUAGACGAAGCUAGGCGAGCGCGUAGUGGCGCUGUAUUAUCCCCUGCGGGGCUUCGGCAACUGAUCAUCCGCUAUGCUCCGCAAUUCUCAGGAUACUCACAACAGGACUCUCAUGAAGUUUUACGCUUCCUUUUAGACGGACUACAUGAGGACCUCAAUCGCGUUCGCACAAAGCCGAAAUAUCAAGAGAUGAAGGAUAUCAAAGGUACAAUUAGUAAUAAAUAGAAAUAGUAUGUAUAGAAUAUGUAAGAUCAUGAUCAAUCGCGAGCUGCAGAUGCAGUCGAAUUCUUCGUCGUAAUCUCCUAUAGAACGUCGUCGUCGUUCGUUGCUGAUAGUGAUAUCUUCAUCGUCAUCUUCACGCAUAUUUGUAAGUAUUGCUAAAGUCCUUAUGUAUAGGGUAUGAUUAUUGUACAUAAAGAACUACGUAUUCUUGUUCAAUUCGAAUCCAAUUUCAAUUUCAAGUUCCCACCUACAUACGAAUCAAUCAUGAUCUUUCAGGCGAGUCCGUAGAUUCUGCGGCAGCACGAUGGUGGGAUUAUAGUCAGAGUUGUGGAAAUUCUGUGAUAACCGACAUUUUUGGUGGGCAGCUCAUGAACGAGACAUACUGCGGCGCAUGUGGACAUAAAAGUUGGACCUUCGACGUUUUCUUUUAUGGCCGGACAAUGAUAAUGAUCAUGAUGGCUAUUGUAAAGAAUUUCGAUUCUGAUUCCGCAUCCGAUAUAUGAAAAAUGUUUAUAAUCAUGUGCAAGCAGGAAGCGGAUGCUGCUCCUUUUGUAAUAUCGCAUUUGCCUCGAUCACAAUUUUACAUCCCAAAAUCAAAAUCAGCGUGAACGGAACUACAUAUUAAAGUAUAAUCACUACGACUACCACUACAAGAACUACAGCACCGAUUUUUCUAAUUCCCAGACCUAUCGUUACCGAUUGCGUCGACCCGUAGCUGUGACGUCGUCGAUUGCUUCAGGCGGUUCACGGAGCGAGAACAAUUGGACGUCAACGACUAUAGGUGUGAAAACUGCAAGAAUAGCAGGAAAAUCAGCAAGCGGCUUUCAAUGUAUAAUUCUUAGCAGGUUGUUGACAUGUAGCAAAUUAUUCCGACUUGAUGAUCUAGUAUUUGAAUUUUGAGAUUGAUGCACUUACGUAGUUCUAGUUGUAACAAGUAAUAACUAUCUCCUCACCACAGGACCAGGAGGAGCUUCAUCUUUGAUCUGCCACCCAUAUUACUUACUCAUACUCGAACAUUAAUAUGCUUAUGACAUUGUAACUGGUCUUGUCGGUUCUGGUUGUACUUUUAGAAGUAGUACUUACUACAACAACACCCUCCAUUGACAGUUACAAGCCACCCCGCGUCCUAGUCGUCCAUCUGAAACGAUUUUCGCAUUCGCGUUUUUCCCGAGAGAAAUUGAGCACGGUGGUUCACUUUCCGACCCGAGGUCUUGACCUGUCGGACGUCGUUGAAGGUCGCAGUGGCGUAUACUACGACUUGGCCGCGGUCUCCCAGCACGCCGGAUCCAUGGGAGGGGGACACUACACUUUAUGUAAACGGCAGACUACGGCUACCUCUACGGUAUCUUUAGAGUACAGUUUGUCUGGAAAGGGACGACCCGACUCACAAACUUUUAUCACAUUUGAACUUUAAGAGGGUACAACUCGAACUCCAAGUCGAACUCGGGGUCACUCUGAGUUAGAGUCUCUUCCGGAAGAUACAUUUACAUGUCCUCACCAAAUUGUUAGUUUUCACCUCACCAAAGCUAGGCUUAUCCCGUGCAACAAUUUACAUGUCCUCGUACAAUACUGCUCUAAAUACAGCAGCAUGCAAACUCAGCGCGAGUGAGUGGGCCUGCUUCUCGGAUUCCACGUCCUCGCCGACUUCCGACCGGCAGCUAGAAGACGCUUCGGCUUACGUGCUUUUCUACGUGCGCAAAUGA